AUGUACGAUCGUGGAUUUGGCGUUGACACUGUUGAUGGUGCUGAUGGAUACUUCGAUCGUUGAGUAUCACCUAUUGAAGCGGAUAUAUUGGUAUCCUACGCAACUACACCUGGCUAUGUUUCGUGGCGAAAUUCGGUGAGAGGCAGCUGGUUCGUGCAGAGUAUCUGUGAAGUAUUUGCAAAAUAUGCAAAAACAACCGAUAUUUUGUCUAUGUUAACAUUGGUGAACAAACAGGUUGCCGAUGCAUUUGAGAGUUCCACGGGAUCAUUCAAGCAAAUUCCGGAUCAUUCCUCCAGGCUGCGCAAAGAUUUUUACUUCUUUCCAGGCGUAACAAAGCCAUUCACUUGA
Molecule: messenger RNA, 348 nt
Organism: Gongylonema pulchrum
Lineage: Eukaryota; Metazoa; Nematoda; Chromadorea; Rhabditida; Gongylonematidae
Source: the annotation of a GenBank genome assembly